UGGCCGCAGAGCAGGCAGAGUGUGCGGGGCAGGGUGCUAACAGCCACCCCUGCUCCAAGCCGCCUGCGGGGAUGGAGCUCGUCCCCUUCCUCCAGCGAUGCAUCCAGCUCCUCCUCUUGCCCAUCCAUGUUCUUGCCUGCCUGGGCUUAUGGGACUCCUUCUAUAAGAAAGUCUUCCCAUAUAUCAUGGCCAAGGUAGCGCCCAUCUACAACCAUAAGGUCUACAAGCAGAAACGAGAGCUGUUCAGCAGCUUAAGAAAAUUUGCCGGCCCUUCGGGCCAGCUCCUGUUGCUGGAAAUCGGCACAGGCACUGGCACCAAUUUCCAGUUCUACCCACCAGGCUGCUGGCUGACGUGCACCGACCCUAAUCCCAAUUUCAGAAAGUUUCUCCUCAAGAGCCUCUCAGAGAACCGGCACCUUAAGCUUGAACAUUUGAUGGUUGCCUCUGGCGAGGAUCUGCAUCAAAUACGGGACGGCACCGUGGACGUGGUGGUGUGCACCUUAGUGCUGUGCUCCGUGACCAACAUCAAGAAAGUCCUGAUGGAGGUUUUACGAGUGCUGAGGCUGGGUGGAGCUUUCUACUUCUUGGAGCAUGUGGCUGCAGAUCAUUCCAGUUGGACCUACUUUUGGCAAAAGGUGUGUGACCCAGUCUGGAAGUAUUUCGGAGAUGGGUGUUCCUUGAGCAGAGAGACACAGAAGGAGUUGGAGAAAACUAAUUUCUCAGAACUGAAUUUGAGGCGCAUUCAUGUCACACCUUACUGGAUUCCUACGAGUCCUCAUAUCAUUGGGUAUGCAGUAAAAUAAAUGACCGUGAGCACUGCGGGACACGGGACCUCCCUUCAGUACUCCCUUCAUGCUUUAUAGAAGGUUUUUCACCCUUACGGUCAGCCCAUAUACAGCAGCUGGCUACCCAGAAUAAAAGUAUGGAAAACUUCCUGAGCAUCCAGAGCACAUUCAAACUGGGAAUCACAGUCGUUAGAUAGGCUUUGUGGAUAGAGCUCUGCAAUAGAGCUGCUGCACAGGGACCCAGCAAAGGGGAAAGAAGUCUAGACAACAUGUUUCAGUCCGAUACAAAAUAAAGGAGGAGGCAGCAUCUUCGAGAGUUGAGAAGGGGGAGAGGGAGGAAAGGGAACAGAAGAUACAUGCAAGCAACCACAGAGGGCUAACGUUUUUCUAAGGGCAGGGAAUAAUACCCAACCUCUAAGGUUUCCGAUACAGAACACAUGCAUAAUAGAUAUGGCAUCAGUACGAGCAUUUUCAUUUCAGUCUUCCCAUUAUGAAACACAUUUACGAGCAGGCGUUCAUUUGCCCGUGCCGGUACAGUCCUCCCUGACAGGACUCUUGUUUAUUGAGGGAAGUGCUCCUUACAGCCCCAGUUCACUAGGCACGGUUCUCACUGGCCAUUAGAUGCUGAAGCAUAGAUUUAACUUGAAAUGGCUACACACAAAGCAAAAACCAGAACUUCUCUUUACACUGGGAGAAAAUUGGCAUUUGUUAAAUCAGAUGGCAGAAAACUCAUCUCCACUGUAAGACACAUCAGCCACAUCCUUAGUGCCUUUUGUCACGCUCUACUAACAUGUUUUACCUGUGCCUAAAUUCUUCAUUUUCUACUCUCCCUCCAAUCUAGAUCACACCUUAAAGAGGUCUCUCUUAAAAGCCAGGAGUUUCAUUAGAAAUGUUUGCCAGUUAAACUCCCCUAGGACACCAAGAGAAGGUGCUGCUCUCUUGGCCGCUGUUUAACCUUUUCUACAAUUUCCUGCAAUACAGCAGCAAGGAAUUAAAACCUGGUACAGAUUAUAUUUAUGAGAAAAUAAUGCAUUAAUGUCUCUAUUUUGUGCUCCAUACACAUCCAACUGGUCUACACAGAAAGUAAAUCCCGUUGUUCAAAUUUGUUUCUCUAACGUAGUUGCCACAAGGUGGAGGUAUUAAGGUACGAGAACAGAGUUCGUUAGUCAAGCAGUCUAAUAAGGAUGCCGCCAUAUGCUGGAUUUUCUAUUUGCUUUAUUACCACUAGAGGGAGGAGGUAACUCAGCGGACAACGGGACUACCUAUCACUCAACAGAAAACCAAAGCUCUCCAGUGCAAGUCACAACAGAACUGCCUUUAACAGGGACCUUAGGUCCUCCUUUCCCUAGCCCAGGCUCACCUGGAGCAGAGCAAUUAAAUGCUAGUGGCUAAUCCACACUGCUAGCAAGUCCACUGAAAAAGCUCUGGUGACUGCAAAGUCGAAAAAGUUUUUCAGAAUGCAUUUAGCAUAGAACAGACCGUUCAUUGUUGACACAAGCUUAGGAAGUUAAUAAAACCAAGCUGUAUACUGUAUGCAGCAAUUACUGAAUAAAUAAAUUGUUUUAUCUCUGUUGCACAAUUCCCAUCAAUGGUCUGAAAGAUAACUAAGAAAAGCAAGCUCAUU
This is a messenger RNA of Grus americana (Whooping crane), 2409 nucleotides long. RefSeq names its product putative methyltransferase-like protein 7A. Gene Ontology annotation, molecular function: S-adenosylmethionine-dependent methyltransferase activity. The transcript has 2 exons. Bases 72 to 803 code for a protein of 243 amino acids. Lineage: Eukaryota; Metazoa; Chordata; Aves; Gruiformes; Gruidae. The record is from RefSeq and is a predicted model, not a curated record.